UUGGGCUAGACCUUGGUAGCAUUUAUUAUUCAAGCAAUUAUUUUUCAGUGAGUGCCAUGCCUCCCAAAGUGGCGCAAUCUGGCAGAGAUGCGCCGGAAAAUGCGAAGGACGUCAGAAGGGGCUCUUGGUCGACGACGUGGGUGGCAAACGCGGAUUAUCCCCACACAUCGAGACUCCUCCUUCGGGGGAGCCCUAAGACCGCCCCAAACCCGGUCUUGACGCUCUGCUCUACACCCUCACGGACUCGGCCCCCUCCAAAGUCUCCCUCCUCCUCCUCCUCGUCGUCCACCUCCUCCUCAUCCUCCUCACCGCCCUCGUCUUCAUCCACCUCCACCUCCUCCUCCUCCUCCUCCUCCUCGUCGUCGUCGUCGUCGUCCUGCUCGACGUCUUCCGGGAUCUGGACCUGCGAGGUGGCCGACGGUCAAGACAAGGUGAUCUUGAGGAGGGUCCCCGUCGCGGCUCGGGACGAGCUCCGUGCAGCGGGAAAGAAACCUCUUCGGAAGGCCCAAGUGAGGUGGCUCAGGAAGAUCAUGAAGGAGAGGAUCAAGCAGCGGAGGCAAAAGGAAGAUGCGAGAUAUUCAGAGUAUACCGCUCCACUGUAGUACUGAAGUAUUAAGGUUGAAAUUCUUCACAGUCAAACCCGUCGAAUGAAAUGACGCAGUAGAAGCAGGAUCGGACCUGUUGGCGCAUGCGCUGAAGCCGACCCGGACCGACAUAAAAAAGAACACAGACGGCCUUUUAGCAGCUGCUAACAAGCAUUUGAAAUUAUGUACUGUAAUAUUUUCGGAGUCAUUAACAUGAUGGAUUUGGAAUUAUUGGAUUUUUUCUUAUUUUACAUAACAAUAACCUUUGAAUCCUGCAUAAAGAAGGAGUUCACACACACACACACACACACACACACGCAUGCAUGGAUAUGGAAAAGAAAAAUGUACCAUCAGUGAUGGGAUUUAAAAAUAGCAAAGUACUAAUACUGUACUGUUAUUAAACGUCAGGAGUACCUCCAGGCUUCUGUACUUGACUUGAAUGUUUAUUUCUAUGACAUUAUAAUUUUACGCUUUAAAAAAAAAGGUAUCAGUGCUUUUGUCUCGUAACUUAACAAGUAACAAAAUGAGAUUUUUAUGUUUUUUUAAAAAAAUUGU
This is a messenger RNA of Syngnathoides biaculeatus (alligator pipefish), 1139 nucleotides long. RefSeq lists its product as uncharacterized. The coding region runs from base 57 to 602 and encodes 181 amino acids. NCBI's taxonomy places the organism in Eukaryota, Metazoa, Chordata, Actinopteri, Syngnathiformes, Syngnathidae. The transcript is spliced from 3 exons. The record is from RefSeq and is a predicted model, not a curated record.